Molecule: messenger RNA, 2206 nt
Organism: Balaenoptera musculus (blue whale)
Lineage: Eukaryota; Metazoa; Chordata; Mammalia; Artiodactyla; Balaenopteridae
Gene: SDC2
Product: syndecan 2
Exons: 5
Coding region: 494-1102 (202 amino acids)
Biological process (GO): cell migration; dendrite morphogenesis
Cellular component (GO): cell surface; membrane
Source: RefSeq, a predicted model, not a curated record
GCCGCCGAGCCACUAGCUCCGCUCCGACGCGCUUCUCUCCAGAUACUCCGGGAGCUCCAGCCGCGCGAAUCAGGCGCUCCCACCGCUCUGUACCCAAACUUCAGCUGCAGCUACAUUCCAAGCCACCUAAUUUAUUCCUCAAAAAUCAGAAACGGAGCCGCGACACGGGGAAGGAGUCCGCGGAGGAGUAAAAUAACAGCAGGGCAAGAAGAGCUCCAGAGAGCUGCCUCACCGGCGCAACAGCUAGGCAUCGGUUGUGUAGGAACCAACAAGUGAGAAGGCGCCGCGUUCCCGGGGCGCAGCCGCGGGCGGCGGGAGCAGGCGCAGCAGGAGGAAGCGAGAGCCCGGAGCCCGAGCUCCCGAGCCCGAGCCGCGGUCGCUGCGGCUGCUCUGCUCCGGUCCUUCUGCGCAGGCUGCGCCGGGCGCUGGGCGAGAGACUUCGUUUUUCCCUCGUUGCAAAGCGGCGGCUGGGAGCAGCCGGUCCCCGGGGAAUAUGCGGCGCGCUUGGAUCCUGCUCACCUUGGGCUUGGUGGCCUGCGUGUCGGCGGAGUCGCGGGCAGAGCUGACGUCUGAUAAAGACAUGUACCUUGACAACAGCUCCAUUGAAGAAGCUUCAGGAGUGUAUCCUAUUGAUGACGAUGAUUAUGCUUCUGCAUCAGGCUCGGGAGCUGAUGAGGACGGAGAGAGUCCAGAGCUGACCACGUCUCGACCCCUUCCAAAGCUUCCGUUCACUAGCGCUGCUCCGAGAGUGGAAACCACGACUCUGAACAAGAUACAGAAUAAGAUCCCCGCUCAGACAAAGUCACCUGAAGAAAUUGAUAAGGAAAAAGUUCACCUCUCUGACUCAGAAAGGAAAAUGGACCCAGCUGAAGAGGCUACAAAUGUGUAUACUGAGAAGCACUCAGACAAUCUGUUUAAACGAACAGAAGUCCUGGCAGCUGUCAUUGCUGGCGGAGUGAUCGGCUUUCUCUUUGCAAUUUUCCUUAUCCUGCUGUUGGUGUAUCGCAUGAGAAAGAAGGAUGAAGGAAGUUAUGACCUUGGAGAACGCAAACCAUCCAGUACUGCUUAUCAGAAGGCACCUACUAAGGAGUUUUAUGCGUGAAAACUCCCAUUUAGUGUCUCUAUUUAUGAGAUCACUGAACUUUUAAAAAUAAAGCUUUGGCAUAGAAUAAUGAAGAUCUUUGUUUUUUUGUUUUUUUUUUUCAUUAAAGAGCCAUUCUGGCACUUUAAUGAUAAAAUCCCAUUGUAUUUAAAACUUUUCAUGUAUUUCUUUAGAACAACAUAAAAUUCAAAUUUAACAUCUGCAGUGUUCUGUGAAUAGCAGUGGCAAAAUAUUAUGUUAUAAAAACCCUCAAUGUUCAUGGAAUCGGUUUAAACUUUUAUGUGCAAAUAUGAAAAGAUUGUUUUUAUCCUACGGUUUGAAGAUGAAAGCUGUUUCGUUUGAGUCUGCAUGUCUCAGAUUGACCUUACCAAGUUCGUCUUACUGCGUUAAUUUAUCUGUUGUUCCCCCUCUCCUCUGCUCGCCCCUCUUGUCCCCUUGAAAACAAAACAAAACUCUAUGCCUUUUGUAGCUGUUACGGUGCAGUUUGUCUUUGGAUAUUUCAGAUAAUGGUAAUUUAGUGUAUAUGUGAUUUUCAAAUAUAUAAACUUUAACCUCCACUUUGUAUAAAUUUUUAAGUGUCAGACUAUCCGUUUUACACUUGCUUUGUUUUUCAUUACCUGUAGCUUCAGGCAGAUUUGCAACAGCAAAUUAAUGUGUAAAAUUGGAUUAUCACCACAAAACUGUUUAGUCAUGUCUAUCAAUCAGAUCUUCUUUUGGGAGGAUUUGAGUCACUGACAAGCCUCAGCAAACCCAAAGAUGAUAACAGUAUUUUGAGAAGUUGCUGCAGAUUCCUUUGGCCACUGUAUUUGUUAAUUUCUUGCAAUUUGAAGGUACGAGUAGGGACUUAAGGAAAAGAAUCAGUUUUUGUUCUUAAAAAUGCAUUUAAGUUGUAAACAUCUUUUUAAGCCUUUGAAGUGCCUAUGAUUCUAUGUAACUCGUCGCAGACUGGUGUUAAUGAGUAUAUAUAACAGUUAAAAAAAAAAGUUGGUAUUUUAUAAGCACAGACGAUUCUAAUGGUAACUUUUGUAGUCUUACGAAUAGACGUAAAUUGUAAUUUGGGAACAUAAAAACUACUGAAUAAAUCAUGUGGCCUAAUAUUGAAAA